Molecule: messenger RNA, 510 nt
Organism: Cooperia oncophora
Lineage: Eukaryota; Metazoa; Nematoda; Chromadorea; Rhabditida; Trichostrongylidae
Source: the annotation of a GenBank genome assembly
AUGACCGCCACGAUGCCGUUUUCUGUGCUGGGCGGUCAUGGUAAUGACGUCAUCUCGAAUGGGUACAGUAUACAACGAACACAACGAGACUUCAACUACAGUAAUCCAGCAUUCACUGCAUUGAAUUUUCUUGACACAUCCACCUAUGCAGUGCUGUUGAGAACAACGGUAGCACGAGAUACGAUCCUACGUAAAGAUGCCGUGCUAGCAUAUUCAGCCUUGAAAAAGCGGCUCGAUAAUUUUCCAAUCGGGAAUCGUGAGUUCUUGGAGGCGUGCCCAGCGGAAUGUGAAGCGGAAAGGGAGAUGGUUGACAAGAUUGUUAAGAAAAGUCCUCAGGUCGCGCUCACAUUCCCGGAAACGUUUGUCAGCAUGGGUAAGGACUCGACAAAUCUUAGCCGAGUAUACCUUGGAGGAGCUAUCGGAGGUGUGGAAACCGAUUCGGAUGGUGGCCAUCUCUCGGGCCCAAUCUCUGAUGUUGACAUUCAAGUUGAAGGAAAGUGUGACGGCUGA